AUCGGUCCUGAUUCAUCAUGACUGACAACAGAGGCUCAGAAGACAGCCUGAUGCAGACUGAUGAUGAACAGACUAAAGAAGUGAUUACCAUUCUGAAAGAAAUAAGGGCUAACCUCACUGAAAAUGAAAGAGCCCAACUUGAUGAUGAGAUAAAGCAGGUAACCAAAGAAUGCACUGAAAGAGGUGAUUUGAGUUUAAGAAUUGUGUCAGAAAUAAUGAGGAACUUUGUAAAUGUUGUGUCUGUUAAGCUUGGUGUGAACCUUGAAGCGACGAAACAGAUUAUCCGAAUAUUCCAUCUUUGCUGGAAUAAACAAGGACUGUCAGAAACCAUUAUGAAAGAGAUUUUCAAUGAGGAUGAGAAUGAAGAACCAGAGGUGGAUAAGCAAAUCCCCAUGGAAGUAAAAGGUUUGGAUGACACAAAACUUCGCAUGUUUGCUAAAGCUUUACAAGAGGGUCAUGAAGAAGUACAAAGAAUUCGAGCAAUGGUUGUUGGCAUGUUUUCCGUUGGAAAAACAUCCCUUGUCAAUAACCUCAUUGACGAUUUAAAGAAUAAAAGACCACCUUCGGUUUAUGAGCAAUAUCCACCAAGUACUGAAGGCAUUGAUGUACACUUGUGUAAGAUUGAAAAUGAAAAAUGGAAAAAGCUGGCCUUGACGCAGAAACGAAAUAUGAAACAUGCGCUGGAAAACAGUAUGGCUUAUAAACAGUAUGACGAUGUUGAUUCUGGUAUGCCUGUUGUAGAGCAAGAACCCAUUCAAGAAGAAGAGAUGGAAGUAGGUGAACAGACUGAGGAAAAUACACAUGUAAAGGUGCCUGAACAGCCUCCUGUUUUUGUUCCAGUUGACUUGGAGAAAUUAAAAAAGAAAUUGGAUGAACCUGAUGAAAUAGAACACACAGAAGAAAAACCUCAAACUUUUUAUACCAAAGCUCAUGAAGAAAUAAGAAAAGAAUCAGACUACCCAGGAAAUCCACCACUUGUUUCAGUGUGGGACUUCGCAGGGCAGAAUUUGUACUAUUCAACCCACCACUUUUUCUUGAACAAGCGGUCAAUUUACCUUUUGUUGAUGGAUAUGACAAAACAGUUAAGUGAUCUUGUUGAAGAAAGUGAAUCAUUAGCUGGUUUGGUUCAUGAAAAGUUCACCUGUCUGGAUGCCUUCAAGUUUUGGCUGAAUUCCAUCCACAUGUACAGCUCAAUUCAUGAUCAAGAACACGAAGAUAAACCAACGGUCAUCCUGAUUGGCACUCAUAAGGACGAGAUGUCCGGCACAGAUGAAGAAAAAGAAGAAUACAUGAAUGCCUUCUUUAAUGACGCACUGAAACCAUUUAUUGACUCAAAUAUUUUAAAGCACGUACACGAUAGAAAAUUUCUCGUGAACAAUCUUGAUGCAAAAGACCCAGUUUUUGAUGAAAUCAGAAAUGAAGUAAAAAAGGUGGCUGAAGUCCAACCCUAUUGGAAUGAAAAGCAUCCCCUGAAAUGGAUACAGCUUGAGAAAACCUUUGAACAAAUGAGAGGGGACGGAAAAGAAAUGGUAAAACUGCGUGAGGUUGAAGCUGCAAACAGAGAGAACCCACGACCAUUGGAAAAUGCCCAGCUACUGUUGUUCUUGGAAGUUCAGCACAUGUAUGGUAACAUCCUUUACUUUAAAACAGAGGAAUUGAAAGAACAUGUCAUUUUGUCCCCACAAUGGAUCAUUGAAGCCUUUAAAUGCUUCAUCAACCACAAAGAGAAACAUGUUCCACCAAAGCUCCUUAAACAGUGGCAAAGUUACAAAGAGUCUGCUAUAUUAGAACCGGAGUUGCUGCAGGCAAUUUUGGCGCACAGUGCUCCACAGAUAAAAGCCAACGCUGCUGUUGUCGUUGAAUACAUGGAAUACUUAAAGAUUAUGGCCAAGCCAAUACAUUUGGAAGAUUAUGAAGAAGAAGAAAGAGUUCAGCAAGAUGACAACAGCUGUGUGGAUCCUAAUUACAGAGGUCCCAUUUGUGCGCCUCUCAAUUCAGGUACAAACUUUCAUAUCUUACCUUGCCAGCUCAAAGCAAAGCCUACAGAUGAUCUUGAAAAAAUAACAAAUCCACCAAAUCGGCAAAACACUGAAGCCCUCUGUUUUGUUUUCAAAGACAAUUUUAUGCCUCCAGCUAUUUUCCACAGGCUACUUGCUGCUUGCAUUAGGAACUGGAAAAUUGCAACACUGGACAGAAAAAAUAUGAUGUACAAUAGCUUUGGCGUAUUUAGAGUGAAUAGUCAGGCUCAGCUCAGAGUAUGGUACGUUGACCACAUCGUCUAUGCAAGGAUGUCAUUUAUGUCGAAGCUUAAGAAACAAGCAAUAGAUUCUGGUGUUUGUACGGAUGUCAGGCGUGUUUUGUACAGCAACUUGAUGGCUAUCCUGGGCCUUUUACCAAGGUCAAAGAACUUCGCAAAAACAACACCAUACGAAGAACAUAUUCAGUGUCCUGAAAUAAAUGAACCAGGCGUUGGACUUUUCCGAGUAAAUGCCUUACUUACAGAUGGAGAAAUUUGUUGUGAUGAUCAUAAGAUGGGUGACGAACAUACAAUGCAAACAGACGAACAUCUGAAGUGUUGGUACAGCGAUGUUCUAAAGCACAGGGAAGAGAGAGAAACGACAUGCGAAGGUGUAUAUUUAGAUAUUGUUCCAACUGAUAAACACUUAUCAAAGAUUGCAUUAUGCUUGAAAAAAAACAAAGAGAUUUGGCUCAUAGGCAUCGAACUUGGAUUAAGACAAGUUGAUAUGGAACAAAUAAGACAAGACCACUUUGAUACAAGAGAGGACUUUAUAUUCCAUGUGUUACUCAAAUGGAGACAACAGAAGAAUGAAACACUCAAGAAACUGAAGCAGGUUUUUGUCGCCGUGAUGAAAAAUUCACCAGAAGUCACCUUUGAAAUAUUUUCAGCCCUUAAGGAGUUGACAAAAGAUUAGCGAAAACUAGGCUGGUGGGCGUUCGGGUGUCGUAAAAGAAGGCGUUGAUUUUUUUUUACAUCACGAAACUUGGUCGGAAUAUUUGUCAGCAUGGACAUUGAGACCAGUGUGAAUUCGGGUCAUCUCGGGUAAAAACUAAGUCACUGCGUCAAAUGAAGGGAAAACAUUUAUCCUGUCUUCAGGAAACUCGGUCAGAAUUUUUUUGUGCAGCACAAUCAGUAAGACUUGUGUAAAUAUGGGUCAUUUCAGAUAAACAGUAAGGGCACUAUGUCAAAUAUUAAACAGAAAAUGUGUUAAAGUUUGUUUUCUUUCACAAAUUCAACAGCUUUCAUCCAAUCUUCAAGAAACACAGUCAGAAUAUUUCGCAGUAUGCCAUUUAUGAAAAGGGUGAUUAUGGGUCAUGUCAGGUCAAACACUUGGUCGAUGGGUCAUGUCAGGUCAAACACUUGGUCGAUGGGUUAUAUCAGGUGAAACACUUGUUCGAUGGGUUAUGUCAGGUGAAACACUUGUUCGAUGGGUUAUGUCAGGUGAAACACUUGGUCGAUGGGUUAUGUCAGGUGAAACACUUGGUCGAUGGGUUAUGUCAGGUGAAACACUUGGUCGAUGGGUUAUGUCAGGUGAAACACUUGGUCGAUGGGUUAUGUCAGGUGAAACACUUGGUCGGACUAGUGAGAAUGUGCGUCAGCAGCAUUUUGUUUUUCCUCCUGAUCAUGAUGCAAAUCAGCAAUUGUCGGACUGAAAAAUCCGGCUUUAAUUCGAUGUCCGCGUGAACAUAUUGUUGUUGUUUUUGUAUAAAGAGUUUUGAUUGUUUAUAUGAAGAGUUUGGUCUUUAUCGAUACUGUUAUUGUAAAGAUAUUUUUAGGCUGACAUACGUGUGUAUAUUCUUCAAAUUGCCUUUGCUGAUAAUUAUUGAAAUAAGUGUGACUAUUCUGCAAAUUUCAAUUGUUGAUUAUAUUUCUCAUAUGUGUCUAUAUUCUCAGAUUGCCAUUGCUAAUACUGAUUGAAAUAUGAUAGCCUUUUUAUGAAGUUUCCUAAAUACAUGCUGUUGUUUUUUAAUUAGAUACUGUUUAUUGCCAAGUUCGUCUAUGGCGACAUACGUGUGUAUAUUAUGCAAAUUGGCCUCGCCUAUUAUGAUUGACAUAGGUGUGUAUAUUUUGCACAUUGCCAUUGCUUAUAAUGAUAGACAUAUGUGUGCAGAUACUGAUUGCUGAUACUGAUUGCUAAGACCGAGAAGCAAGUAUGUAAGACUGAGACGCAAGUAUGUAAGGCCGUGACGCAAAUAUGUAAGACCGAGAAGGAAGUAAGUAAAACCGAGACGCAAGUAUGUAAGACCGAGACGCAAGUAUGUAAGGCCGUGACGCAAAUAUGUAAGACCGAGAAGCAAGUAUGUAAGACCGAGACGCAAGUAUGUAAGACCGAGACGCAAGUAUGUAAGACCGAGACGCAAAUAUGUAAGACCGAGAAGCAAGUAAGUAAGACCGAGACGCAAGUAUGUAAGACCGAGACGCAAAUAUGUAAGACCGAGAAGCAAGUAAGUAAGACCGAGACGCAAGUAUGUAAGACCGAGACGCAAGUAAGUAAGACCGAGACGCAAGUAAGUAAGACCGAGACGCUAAUAUGUAAGACCGAGACGCAAGUAAGUAAGACCGAGACGCAAGUAAGUAAGACUGAGACGCAAGUAAGUAAGACCGAGACGCAAAUAUGUAAGACCGAAAAGCAAGUAAGUAAGACCGAGACGCAAGUAAGUAAGACCGAGACGCAAGUAUGUAAGACCGAGACGCAAAUAUGUAAGACCGAGAAGCAAGUAAGUAAGACCGAGACGCAAGUAUGUAAGACCGAGACGCAAAUAUGUAAGACCGAGAAGCAAGUAAGUAAGACAGAGACGCAAGUAUGUAAGACCGAGACGCAAGUAUGUAAGACCGAGACGCAAGUACGAGACGCAAGUAUGUAAGACCGAGACGCAAAUAUGUAAGACCGAGACGCAAAUAUGUAAGACCGAGACGCAAGUACGAGACGCAAGUAUGUAAGACCGAGACGCAAGUACGAGACGCAAGUAUGUAAGACCGAGACGCAAGUAUGUAAAACCGAGACGUAAGUACGAGACGCAAGUAUGUAAGACCGAGACGCAAGUAUGUAAGACCGAGACGCAAGUAUGUAAGACCGAGACGCAAGGAAGUAAGACCGAGACGCAAGUAUGUAAGACCGAGACGCAAGUAAGUAAGACCGAGACGCUAAUAUGUAAGACCGAGACGCAAGUAAGUAAGACCGAGACGCAAGUAAGUAAGACCGAGACGCAAGUAAGUAAGACCGAGACGCAAGUAUGUAAGACCGAGACGCAAGGAAGUAAGACCGAGACGCAAGUAUGUAAGACCGAGACGCAAGUAUGUAAGACCGAGACGCAAGUAUGUAAGACCGAGACGCAAGGAAGUAAGACCGAGAAGCAAGUAUGUAAGACCGAGACGCAAGGAAGUAAGACCGAGACGCAAAUUACCGAGACGCAAGUAUGUAAGACCGAGACGCAAGUAUGUAAGACCGAGACGCAAGUACGAGACGCAAGUAUGUAAGACCGAGACGCAAGUAUGUAAGACCGAGACGCAAGUAUGUCAGAAAUACGAUAGCCUUUUAAGCACUGCUAGAAUAAUGUUGGGUUUUACCGUUUAUCAUUUUAUUAGGUAUUCAUACUGUUUCUUUCAAAGACAUUUUUAGGCUGAUAUACGUGUGUAUAUUUUCGAAUUGCCUUUGCUGGUGAUGUUUUACAUACAUGUGUAUGUUCAACAAUUUACCAUGGCUGAAAAUGAUUGACAUAUGUGUAUUUAUUAUGCAAAUUACAUUUGUUUAUAAUGAAUACAAACAUGUGUAUAGUUUGAAAGAUGCUAUUGCUGAUAUUGAUUUAUUUACAUAAGUGGGUUUAUUCUGCAAAUUUCUAUUGUUGGUAAUGAUUCACAUAUGUGUGUAUAUUCUUCUAAUUGCUACUGCUGAUAAUGAUUGAUUUUGUGCAUAUUUUGCAAAUUGCAAUUGCUGUUAAUCGGUGCUAUGAUGUAGUAGCAAGUAUGUAGAAAUAUGAUAGCAUUGGAAACACUUUCCUAGAUACAUGCUGGUAAGUUGUGGAGACCAUGCUUCUGAUAGGCAUAUUUGUAACUUAGAAAACAAUCAAGUAUAGCAUUAAUAUCUUCAAAAUAUAUUUCGAAAACAUGAUGCUAUGAUUUCAAAAUUCAAACAAUUUUGUCAAUUGCUUAGUCAUGCCCCUUGAAUAACGUUAACAAGGACGAAUAUAGGCACUCGUAUAUUUACUUGUCUGGUUACCUUCACAAAGCAAUCAAGAAAAUUGUUCUCUAUUACAUUUUGUACAAAUAAAUACUGUAUCUGCUUUGUUGAGCAAAGAAGAGGUAUAUCAAAAAUAUACGAAUUGAUGUAAGAAAAGUGUGCUCAGUAAAAAUAUUGAUAGCAUUAUUUUGUUAAACAACAAUACGUAAUUGUUUAUUUGGAACAUGGUUUGAGGUUGCGGUCAGCAUAUUCAGAUUAGAUGUAAUAUUUUUUGUUGACGAAAGAGUCAUAUCGAUUGUACACAUACAUAACACUAAAUGUUAAUAAAAUAUGAAAUACC
Mya arenaria is the source of this 6537-nucleotide messenger RNA. RefSeq lists its product as uncharacterized. Bases 18 to 2933 code for a protein of 971 amino acids. The transcript has 2 exons. The record is from RefSeq and is a predicted model, not a curated record. NCBI's taxonomy places the organism in Eukaryota, Metazoa, Mollusca, Bivalvia, Myida, Myidae.